AGAGAGAGAAAGAGAGAGUGAGUGAGUAGUGACAGUUGAAUUGGACGAAGGUGAUCGUGUCGGCGACGAGAUUCCACUUAGCCGCAAUUUUGUAACAGUUAGCCCGGAUAUAAAAGAUUACAAACGUCUGUGCAUCGCGCGGACUUUCGUCGAGCUCGCGUUGGGUCGAUCCUCUGGUACGGUCGGAGCAGCCGAGAGAACGAGAAGAGAUUUAAACAUGGUAGUGCUUAGCAAUUUCCUUACACCACAGGAAGGAAUACGUCAUGAAGAGCAGAAUACUACAGUAUAUAUCAAUGAUAGGGAAGUGGGAAAGGGUACUUUCUACAUCACAGAGAGCGUUCUUUCUUGGGUGAACAGUGACACACAACAGGGAUUUUCGCUCGAAUAUCCUCAUAUUUCUUUACACGCUAUUUCUAGAGAUGAACAAGUCCAUCCCAGACAAUGUCUAUAUGUAAUGGUCGAUGGCAAAGUAGACCUCCCAGAUAUGCCAUUGCUGUUAUCGCCCGACAACAGCUCAGAGAAUGAGGACGACGAUGAAGACACUCCAAUCACGGAAAUGCGGUUCGCGCCGGAUAAUACGAAUAAUUUAGAAUUAAUGUUUCAAGCGAUGAACGCGUGCCAAGCACUUCAUCCUGAUCCGCAAGACAGUUUUUCGGAUGAGGAUAUUUAUGAAGACGCUGCGGAAGAUUACGGCGAAUACAGCGAGGAAGUGGGUGCUGGCGACGCUCCUUAUAUUUUGCCAACAGAGCAAAUAGGGACCAGUCAUAACGGAUCGGAGGCGGAAGAAGCAAUGGACGUCGAAGCAGGUCAGUUCGAAGACGCGGAGGAGGACCCGUAAAGUACGACCUUUCUGGUCUGGCUGAUAUUUAGUGUUAAUUUACACGAUUACCAAUUUCAUAUAUUUCGGUAGACGUAUAUGACAUCGUUAUUGCAAGACUUACGUAUCAAACGUAAAAGCACCUCUAAACAUUUAUUUAUAUUCAUUUUGUACAUGAUGAUAAUUUCUUAGAUAAAAAUAAAUAAUUGUACAUCAAUUAUGGGUGAGUCUUCACUUUUCCUUUUCUGUUUAUUUCAUUUUUCUUUUCCACCCGCUGAUGGAACAUAGCCUGCGAAUUUCGCUGUCGCUUCUCGCGAGAAGAGGAGAGUAUUUAGUUUCCUUCGUGUCUCAUUUUACCAAAUUCGGGACGCAGAGUCGAACGAAAAACUGGUAAAAUAUGAACAAAUCUAGUGCGUACAAAUUGAUCGUACAUUGUUGUAAUCGAAUGACAUCGGGCAAUAUAAUCGAUGAUAAAUUUGUCCGUGCAAAAUUCUAGCAACAACACAAUUAGGGACCAGUCAUAACGGAUCGAAGGCGGAAGAAGCAAUGGACGUCGAAGCAGGUCAGUUCGAAGACGCGGAGGAGGACCCGUAAAGUAUGACCUUUCUGGUCUGGCUGAUAUUUAGUGUCAAUUUACACGAUUACCAAUUUCAUAUAUUUCGGUAGACGUAUAUGACAUCGUUAUUGCAAGACUUAUGUAUCAAACGUAAAAGCACCUCUAAACAUUUAUCUAUAUUCAUUUUGUACAUGAUGAUAAUUUCUUAGAUAAAAAUACAUAAUUGUGCAUCAAU
Molecule: messenger RNA, 1608 nt
Organism: Harpegnathos saltator (Jerdon's jumping ant)
Lineage: Eukaryota; Metazoa; Arthropoda; Insecta; Hymenoptera; Formicidae
Gene: icln
Product: chloride nucleotide-sensitive channel icln
Exons: 6
Coding region: 218-838 (206 amino acids)
Biological process (GO): spliceosomal snRNP assembly; mRNA cis splicing, via spliceosome; chloride transport
Cellular component (GO): cytosol; spliceosomal complex; pICln-Sm protein complex
Source: RefSeq, a predicted model, not a curated record